Huiozyma naganishii CBS 8797 is the source of this 567-nucleotide messenger RNA. It is a transcript of the gene COX20, whose product is annotated as Cox20p. The record is from RefSeq and is a predicted model, not a curated record. The transcript has a single exon. Gene Ontology annotation, cellular component: mitochondrial inner membrane; mitochondrion. Bases 1 to 567 code for a protein of 188 amino acids. NCBI's taxonomy places the organism in Eukaryota, Fungi, Ascomycota, Saccharomycetes, Saccharomycetales, Saccharomycetaceae. Gene Ontology annotation, biological process: mitochondrial respiratory chain complex IV assembly.
AUGACUAAGGAGGAAGAUGGUUCGUCUGGGUCCUCUGGGAGCAGCUACUCGAAGGGCCAAAAGAUACUGAUGCGGGACACGCCGCCGCGGUUCCCGCACGAUGCGGACGGUGCUGCUCCACAGGGGACAUCGUCGAGGGAGUUGUUCAGGACUGCGUGGGACGGUGUGUCUAUAGAGGACUUCACGCUGGCGAAGCUCGCGACGGUGCCCUGUUUCAGGGACGCCGUGAUGGUUGGGUUCGGCGGGAUGGUCAUCCUAGGAGGGGUGACACUCGCUUACCACCGGAGUGCCGUGCGGGCUGCAAACUGGGCAACAGCGGGACUGUUGCUCGGGUCCGUCGUUGGGUGGGAACAGUGCAGGUUGAAGCGCAGGAGGAGUUUUGAGAUCGCGCAGAGGGCGAUGGCCACGGUGCGCGCGAAGGAGAGUACCCAUGCGCGGGACUACCGACUGCUAGGAGAGGGAUCUGUUAGGAACGCAAAGCUUAAAGAGGAGUGGGACAAUCACCGGAACGAUGCGACGAUGGAGACACCGCAGCAGGGGAAGUCCAAGUGGUACAAGUUCUGGUGA